GAAGAUUCAGGAACGUUCCGAUUUUCUUUAGGUGGCAGCACAUGUAGAAAAGCAGUUGAUAUAGGUGACGCUAACGGCGCUUUUCCCAUACUUCCCUAAAAGUGAUGACAGACGCCUUACCUUGUUCUAACUAUUUGUUAAAAUGCAUCUAUGAUAUAUAAGCAGCUUGUUUUGUUAUGUUGAAGAGCUUCAAAGAGGCACAUCCACAAGGGGUUGGUUUCAGACAAGGAGUCAUUCAGAGUGCACUCAAAUUUUAUCUUUAUGAAGAGACAAGUAAGAGGGCUGAAUCUCAUCAAUCAUUAGCAAAAUAUAUCUAAAAUUACACAUUGCACGUCUUUUUAUGUUGAAAAAGGCGUAUACAAUAACCCGAUACUUGAUACAAAUUCCUAUGACGUCAUAUGAUAACGGUUGGCACUUGGCCCAAUUGCCAUCUCAUUUUCUCUUAUUCAUUCGACCUUGAAGUAAAAGGAACGAGUUGUAAAAGUUGUUGCGCGAAGGUGUGUGAGAGGGGUUGUUUGGGAUGUUAAUUGCGAUUUAUGUAGUUUUUCUCCCACGAAUAGAAGACUGAUAUUGAAAAGAAGUGAAAACAGAUUGCAGAGUUAAAAUUAUUGUGCAGUUGAGCAGACUUGUUGCAAUAGCAAUCGCAAUCAAGUCUAUUGACAAUCGAGUAUCGACGUUAUUUUUCAUUUGAAGACCUUAAGACGAAUCCAGAAAGAAGAUGGUUGACAGACUCGUGAACAGCGAGGCGAACACGCGGCGGAUCGCCAUUGUGGAGCAGUGUUUCGGCAGCUCCGGCCAGCCGCUGGCCGUCCAGGGCCGGGUGCUGGUCGGCGAGGGCGUACUCACCAAAAUGUGCCGCAAAAAGCCCAAGCCGCGCCAGUUCUUCCUCUGCAACGACAUCCUCAUUUACGGCAACAUCGUCAUCAGCAAGAAAAAGUACAACUGCCAGCGGAUCAUCCCGCUGGAGGAGGUAAAGCUGGAGUCGCUCGAGGACGACGCGCAGUACAAGAACGGCUGGCUGGUGCGCACGCGCACCAAGUCGUUCGCCGUGUACGCCGCCACCGCCGCCGAGAAGGCAGAGUGGAUGGCGCACAUCAACAAAUGCGUCGACGACCUGCUCAAAAAGAGCGGUAAGCUGGGCGCCACUGACCACGCGGCCGUCUGGGUGCCAGACACCGAGGCCGGCAGCUGCAUGCACUGCAAAAAGAGUCAGUUCACAAUCAUCAACCGGCGCCACCACUGCAGAAAGUGCGGUAAGGUGGUGUGCGGUCCCUGUUCCAACAAGAAGUGGAUUCUGCCCAGCCAGUCGUCCAAGCCACUACGUGUCUGCCUGACCUGCUACGACGAGCUGAGCCGAGCCAAGGCCGACGACAAUCGGCUGGCCGGCGACACACGAGAUAUCCGCGCCCCGACGCACCAGAACUCCGUGGACUCGUCAUCGGAGGACUCGGAGGACGAGUUCUCGAACGGCAACAACCCUCCGGCCGUGGGCGGCGGCCCGCCUGAUGAGCCCAACGUGACCCAGUUCUACCGCAAGUCCGCCACAGAUGGCGGAGACGGACCGCCCUCGGAGCUGCCACCGGCCACGGAGGCCACCAACUGACCGAGCGCCGCGGCACGCGCGCACUCGUGCCUUCUCGAGACCGGUGGCGUCUGACGGCAAGAGUCGGAUGUCGCCGCUGGAGUCUGACGUCACCGGAGGAGUCUGUCGUUGCCGAUGAAGUCUGACGUCUGACUGCUGGAGUCUGACUCGCCGCUGGGACAUCAUUACAUGAGGGACUCUCGGUGGCACCGGGAGUGAUGAGGGCCUCCGAGUUAAAUGUACCGUGUCGCCGUCCCGCGCACCGGCGGGAGUCGUUACUUCGUUAACCUGCCGGCGCGGGAUGCUGUAAUCGUUGAACUGAGAUGUGUCUGUGCCGGCGGUCGCUGGCGCGCCGCGCCGUGGGGCUUCUUCCAUGCAUGGGGUCCGUGUUACUUGCCAGGCGCCGGGCGGGCGCCUAUGCGGGCCGCGGCCGGCUCGGAGCCGGACGGCCGUAUAUUAGCGUGUAGCAGUCAGAGAGAGCCGGCGGUAUUUGCAGUCGGGCGGGCCGGCCGCGCAGCACCAGGCGGUAGGCGCCGCCACCAAGUACGAAAUACACUUCACCCUAUUUUACA
Molecule: messenger RNA, 2154 nt
Organism: Amphibalanus amphitrite
Lineage: Eukaryota; Metazoa; Arthropoda; Thecostraca; Balanomorpha; Balanidae
Product: pleckstrin homology domain-containing family F member 2-like
Exons: 7
Coding region: 719-1603 (294 amino acids)
Cellular component (GO): early endosome
Molecular function (GO): phosphatidylinositol binding; metal ion binding
Source: RefSeq, a predicted model, not a curated record